CUUGUACUAAAUGGAGGCAGUUUGUAAUGUCGUCUGGAAACUAACGUUAACUGUGACGAAUUGAAAACAUGCUAUUACUUUCAAUAUUUACCAGCUAGCUAGUUAGUUUGUGGAGAGCUGUCACUAUGGACUGUAGAGUUGACAGUGCUGAGGACGUGGAGGCUGAGAGAUCCUCGUCUCCAACUGGGAUACAGUCUCCUGUCAUGGACCGAAACCCGUCACCACCUCCAGACACAGCUGACGGAGAAGAGGACGGAGAUUUGGAUGCCAUUGGAGACACCGUUUACAGCAAACACUGGCUUUUCAGCACCUUGACUCGUCUCAUCCAUAUGGUCACAGAGCAUUUGGAGGUGGACUCUGAAGGUCAGAUGCAGCUCCCUGAUGAUGACGAGGAAAAUCUGUGUAGGGUUUGGGAUAUGGCAAUGGAUAAGGACGUGGCUGGUUUUCUGCAGGAAUUUAAAGCUACAGAUAUUCUUCUUGGAGUUAUAGCCAAAUCUCGUUGUCCACGUCUCACAGAAAUUUGUGUGGGAAUCCUUGGGAACAUUGCUUGUUUUCCUGACACUUGUCUGACUCUCAGCCAAAAUGAAGACUUGGGAGCUGUGCUGUUGCUUCUUCUUGGAGAUGCCGAUCCUCCGACCCUGCUGGAAACAAGCAGAUUGCUGCUGACCUGCGUCUCCCAGAAAGAUGUCUGUUCGCUUUGGCUUCAGCGAAUACGACAGCAGACAUCUGUGCGCUCCAACCUCUGUUUCAUCAUGUGCAGUUCUACCAACACUGACCUGCUUGAGAAGGUUGGAGAGCUGGUCGACAAACUGUUUGAUCUGGAUGAGGAGCUGAUGAAGAGCUGGAUCACAGCUCUGCCAAGCGAGGAGGGGGGUGAUGGUGAAAGCUGUCUGGAUGUGGCCUCAUGUCUUCUUGAGGCAGCCAAGCAGCUUAGAUCAGAGAGUCCAAAUGGCUUAGAGGUUUACAUUCAUUCUCUCCAACUCCUCACCACCAUAGAUGAGGGCAUUCAGACUUUUGCUGCCCCUGACGGACCCGGCAAAGCAGUGUGGGACUUUGUCUGUGACGUUGUGUGUCAGGACCUCUGCCAGCCAAAUGAUCUUCCAGUUGUUCUGCAAGAUCAGAAGAGCAUUUUGGUUCAGGCGUUUGCAGUGCUGCAGGCUCUUUAUAGAUGCCAGGACCAGUGGUGCAGCAGAAGUGAAACAAGUCUUCACCUGAUUGGGACCAUUUUGCGGGUGCUUCAGUACCAGAGUGAGGGAAAAGAUGAUGGUACCAGCAAAGGAGACACAGACGAUGAACAGCUCCAGACUCUAGCAGAGAUCACAACUGAGUUUCUAGCUGACAUCUGCAUUCAGAUUCCCAAGGACACCGUGGCAGAUUUGGUGAAGAAAGGUUACCUGACUGAGAAGACUUCUCUCACAGCUGCAAGCAGUUUAGUUUCCAACUUUAACACUUCAUUUCAGCACCUGCAGUCCAUGUUGUCAGAGACUGAUCCCCAAUUGGCAGACAUGGUGAGGAAACAGUUUCCUGUCUGAGGCGCCCAGCAGAUCAGUGUUCAGCACUCAUCCAGACACUCACCACUGCUUUUUAUAGUGGACUCUAUUUCCCCUCCAAAGAUCCUGCUUCAAGUCAUAUUUGGAUUUCCACAGGAAAGACUUAACGAGGAUGCCACACCAGCACGUGUGGUGGACAUUGUGAUCAUUUUUUUUUUUCAUAUGUUGAGCCACGUGUAAAAUUCAGUUGUGUUUCUGUUUGAUGUUUUUUUUUAUUGAAUGCUAUUUUUGUAUUAAAUAAUUGACAGGCUUUUAUUAAAAAGAACUUUC
Messenger RNA from Chelmon rostratus (copperband butterflyfish), 1820 nucleotides. It is a transcript of the gene saal1, whose product is annotated as serum amyloid A-like 1. The transcript has 13 exons. Bases 126 to 1532 code for a protein of 468 amino acids. The record is from RefSeq and is a predicted model, not a curated record. Lineage: Eukaryota; Metazoa; Chordata; Actinopteri; Chaetodontiformes; Chaetodontidae.